GCGGCCCAGCCCGGGAGUCCGCCGAGAGCGAGUCGGCCGGCCGUGCGGCACGGCACGGGCAGCGCCGGGCCGGGACCCCGCGGGCACACUGCAGCCGCUCGGAGCCCGGGCAGGGCCGCGCCGCCACCGUCUCGACUAGGAUGUCCCGACAUGAAGGUGUCAGCUGUGAUGCAUGUUUAAAAGGAAAUUUUCGAGGUCGCAGAUAUAAGUGUUUAAUUUGCUACGAUUACGAUCUUUGUGCAUCUUGUUAUGAAAGUGGUGCAACAACAACAAGGCAUACAACUGACCACCCAAUGCAGUGCAUAUUAACAAGGGUAGAUUUUGAUUUGUACUAUGGUGGGGAAGCUUUCUCUGUAGAGCAGCCACAGUCUUUUACUUGUCCCUAUUGUGGAAAAAUGGGCUAUACGGAGACAUCUCUUCAAGAACAUGUCACUUCUGAACAUGCAGAAACAUCCACAGAAGUGAUCUGCCCAAUCUGUGCAGCAUUGCCUGGCGGCGAUCCCAAUCAUGUCACGGAUGACUUUGCAGCUCAUCUGACACUUGAACACAGAGCCCCUAGAGAUUUAGAUGAAUCGAGUGGUGUUCGCCAUGUCCGUAGAAUGUUUCACCCUGGUCGGGGACUAGGAGGUCCUCGUGCCCGGAGAUCAAACAUGCACUUUACUAGCAGUUCUACUGGCGGACUUUCCUCUUCUCAGAGUUCAUAUUCUCCAAGCAAUAGGGAAGCCAUGGAUCCUAUAGCUGAGCUUUUGUCUCAGUUGUCAGGAGUGAGACGAUCCGCAGGAGGACAGCUUAAUUCUUCUGGCCCUUCUGCAUCUCAGCUACAACAACUGCAGAUGCAGCUGCAGCUGGAACGGCAGCACGCCCAGGCAGCCCGGCAACAACUGGAGACCGCACGCAACGCAACUCGGCGUACUAACACAAGCAGUGUCACCACUACAAUCACACAAUCCACAGCAACCACCAACACAGCUAACACAGAGAGCAGUCAGCAAACUACCCAGAAUUCCCAGUUUCUUUUAACAAGGUUGAAUGACCCCAAAAUGUCGGAGUCGGAGCGCCAGUCCCUGGAAAGUGAGCGUGCAGACCGCAGCCUGUUUGUGCAAGAGCUUCUUCUGUCCACGUUAGUGCGUGAGGAGAGCUCGUCCUCCGACGAGGAUGAACGGGGGGAGAUGGCAGAUUUCGGUGCUAUGGGCUGUGUAGAUAUUAUGCCUUUAGAUGUUGCUUUAGAAAACCUGAAUCUGAAAGAGAGUAAUAAAGGAAAUGAGCCUCCGCCACCUCCUCUUUGAUGACAUCCCACGCACGCAGUGUCCUCUGUGCUGUAUUUGCCAAUGAAAGUGGACAACAACUAUCUUGGGUUUGUUUGGUGAUUGUAAUUUCAGGUCUGUCACUCUUGUUACAUUGUGUACAUUCAAAAGGAAGAGAGAAAAUAUAUAUGAUAAUCAUUUCCACUUCACUAAUUUUUACUUCUAGCAGGUAAAUGUAGGUCGCGGCGCAGGGGCGCACUCUGCUGCUCCCUGUCCCCCGACAUGCAAAAAGGCUCUCCUAAUACUCCACAUUCAAACUGAAGAGGAAAAUUGAAAUCUCUAAUGAAGCUGCUGUGUGUAUUUAUGAAUAUUAAUGAAUAAAAACUGCUUGGAUGGUUUACCUUAACUACUGCAUGAGGUUUUUUGCAGCGUGCAUGAGUUUUAGUGACCUUGUUAUUUAAAACAAAAAAUUAAAUACAAGGUGUAAAACUUAAAACAAAAAAAAAAACAAAAGCCCAAAGCUUUCCCAAACAUUAUUCAAUGGUUACGUGAGAAGCAAGUUACCUGACAAACGAGCUUUUGAAUAAUGUCUGCCUGAAUCUCCUUUCUUUGUGUGCCUCCUAAGCACAAGGCCAGCCUGCAGCGGCCCGGCAGGCCACCGGCCCCCUCGGUGGCUGCCCCGUCGCCCUGUCAGUCAUCGACCCCGUGGGAGCUCAGCGUGUCCGCUCGCCUGCGAAGACCCUGGAGAGCCGCUGUCGGAAUCUGCUGCAGGGCCUUUGUGUGCCCUCAAAACAAAUCCUGUUCAUCCUUGUUUGCAGUUUUGACUUUCUGUGGUUGUUGGAAAUUUUUUUUUUCAAUUGUUAAAUGUUUUAUUCGGGUGUAGAUGAAUUUCAUUUAUCCACUGUUCAACAAAGUUAACCUGAAUUAUGUUGUCUUUGUUUAAAAAAAAAAAUCUCACAUUCUCAAUCAUAUUUCGCGUUAUUUAUGUAUUUGCUUCAUAGUUUGCAGAGACAGAUCGUUAUUGGGGGAGCUUUGAGGAUUUGCCUUCCCCGAUCUUGCCAGUAUAGUACAACCAAAUUCUUAAUGCUAACUUUAGCACCUUUUUAUUUAUUGGGUUUUUUUUCCUGGCAUAAGAAGUAAAGCCUUUUAAUUGAAUCAUGCCACCUAUAUGCCUAUAUUAUUAAUCCUAUGUGUGUAAAAAAAAAAAUGUAUAGCUUUUUGGGGCUUGUUUGGGGUGUGGAGGAGCCGGGAUAUUUUUUUCUUUUCAGUCUCGGUUUCUGUCAUAGACUUUCACAGUAGCUCCAAGGCAGGGACAGUGGGUACAGGGGGGGUGGGGGGCAGUUUUUGGAAUGUAAUUUAGGACUUUCAAAAAAAAAGGUGCGCACAGCUUCUGAUAACUUUAUAACUAGACUUACCUAAUCAUGUCUCUUCCCGUUCUCUUUCCUCUGAGCCCUUUUCUCCGUCUCUCUCCUGUCAUCCUUUUCCUUCCCGUCUGCUUCUCCGUCUCUUCACCAUGACAAGCAUACAGACUUGAACACUCUUCGGUGUUCUUCCGAGAACUGUGAAUCCAUGUUCAUCCAGAUGUAACCAAAAAUGUCACCCACAUGUCUCCAAAACUGUUGCUUCUCUGAAACUUCAAAACUCCCAACAGUUUUCAAAUACAAUAGCUUUGUUUCCUUUAGUUUCUGUGAUGGAAAAUGUUUUCAAAGACAAUUUUACACCCGGCUUCUGGUUAUACUAGAAGUUAAGUUCAGUGGGGACUUUUUUUUUCUUCCCUAAUUUGUUGGUGAGAAGUUUCAAAAACCAGUUUUCAAGUUGUGGUCUUUUCAAACACGUCUUCAGCACAUAAGUGACACAUUUCAAUAAAGCAUUUUCAAGACUGUU
Messenger RNA from Suncus etruscus (white-toothed pygmy shrew), 3128 nucleotides. It is a transcript of the gene KCMF1, whose product is annotated as potassium channel modulatory factor 1. The record is from RefSeq and is a predicted model, not a curated record. Gene Ontology annotation, biological process: synaptic signaling. Gene Ontology annotation, molecular function: zinc ion binding. The transcript has 7 exons. Gene Ontology annotation, cellular component: plasma membrane. The coding region runs from base 141 to 1286 and encodes 381 amino acids. Lineage: Eukaryota; Metazoa; Chordata; Mammalia; Eulipotyphla; Soricidae.